CCCGCCGUUCUGUCCCACAGGUAAGGCGCGCACCGCAUCCCGCGUUUUACACGUAAAGGAGAAGAUGGAGCGGCCAGACCGAGCGCUGGCCGGGCACCCCCCGCAGACUCAGGGGGAAGCGGGGUUCGCGCUUCGGAGACUUUGGGGAAGGGCGGGUGUAAGAAAGACGGACAGGGACGUGCGCUGAUAGACAGACGGCUCGGCUGCCCACGUGGAAACGCGGCCCUGGGGGAAAGUCGCCGGGGCGAUCUCAGAACUGCGCGCGCGCGGCGGACGAGGUCCCCUGCGCCGGGAGCGCUUCGAGAAUCCCAGAGAACUAAGCACGGCCCCCAGGCCCUCGGGGCGCCAGGCCGGGACGUCCUCCGCCUCCUCAGAGGAAGGUUACGUUGGCCCAGCCCUGUGCAGGUCUCCGGAGACCAUGACUAAGAAGAGAAUUGCUGUGAUUGGGGCAGGUGCGAGCGGGCUCCCGUCUAUCAAGUGCUGCCUGGAAGAAGGCUUGGAGCCUGUCUGCUUCGAAAGGACAGGUGACAUAGGAGGACUCUGGAGGUUCCAGGAAAUUCCUGAAGAAGGAAGGGCCAGCAUUUACAAAUCAGUGAUCAUCAACACUUCCAAGGAGAUGAUGUGCUAUAGUGACUAUCUCAUUCCAGAUCAUUUUCCUAACUACAUGCACAACUCCCAGGUCCUGGAGUAUUUCAGGAUGUAUGCCAAGGAAUUUGACCUUCUAAAGUACAUCCGAUUCAAGACCAAUGUGUGCAGUGUGACGAAGCAGCCUGAUUUCUCCACUUCAGGCCAGUGGGAGGUGGUCACAGAAUGUGCAGGGAAGAAGGAGGUGAAUGUCUUCGACGGGGUCAUGGUUUGCACCGGCCACCACACCUAUGCUCACUUGCCCUUGGACAGCUUCCCUGGAAUCGAGAAGUUCCAAGGACAGUACUUCCAUAGUCGAGAGUAUAAGGAUCCACAGAGUUUCACUGGAAAGAGAAUCAUCGUCAUCGGCAUUGGGAAUUCUGGAGGGGACCUGGCCGUGGAGCUCAGCUCAGUAGCCAAGCAGGUUUUCCUCAGUACCCGGAGAGGGUCUUGGAUCCUCAAUCGUGUAGGAGACAAAGGAUAUCCUCAAGAUGUGGUGUCCUUAACGCGAUUUAAACAACUCUUCCUACAGAUGUGCCAUGAAUCAUUAAUAAACACGUAUCUUGAAAAUCAGUUAAACCAAAGGUUUAACCACGAAAUGUACGGCCUAAAGCCUAAACACAGAGCUCUGAGUCAGCAUCCAACAAUCAACGAUGACCUGCCGAAUCGUAUACUUUCUGGCUUGGUGAAGGUGAAAGGAAAUGUGAAGGAAUUCACAGAGAGAGCUGCCAUAUUCGAAGAUGGCUCCAGGGAGGAUGACAUUGAUGUUGUUAUCUUUGCCACAGGCUAUAGCUUUGCCUUUCCUUUUCUUAAAGAUGUAGUCAAAACAACCAAAAACAAGAUACUCCUGUAUAAAAAGGUCUUCCCUCCCAACCUGGAAAAACCAACUCUUGCAAUCAUAGGCUUGAUCCAGCCCGUGGGUGCCAUUAUGCCCAUUUCAGAGCUCCAAGGACGUUGGGUCGCUCAAGUAUUUAAAGGGCUAAAGACGUUGCCCUCACAAAGUGAAAUGAUAACAGAAAUAACUAAGAUUCAAGAGAAAUUGGAAAAAAGGUAUGUGGAGAGCCCACGCCAUACCAUUCAGACAGACUACGUCGCCAUCAUGGACGACCUUGCUGAUCUGGUGGGCGUCAAGCCCAACCUGCUGUCUCUGGCCUUCACCGACCCCAAACUGGCGUUACAGUUGUUUCUGGGACCCUGUACUCCCAUCCAGUAUCGCCUGCGGGGCCCGGGGAAGUGGGGUGGAGCUCGAGAAGCCAUCCUCACCACAGAAGAUCGUAUCAGGAAGCCUAUGAUGACGAGAGCGAUUGAAAACAGUAGUUCCUCGACUUCGACGAUAACCAUGGCCAGGUUUAUGCAGGCUGUUGUUCUCUUUGCCGUAAUCGUAGCUUAUUUUGAGCUGUUCUGAGGGGGCUGGAUCUUGAGAUGCCUUCAGAAUCCGACGAGACUAAACCACCCUCAGCUUCACGUUGCCUAGAAAUCUCCUUUUAUG
Molecule: messenger RNA, 2113 nt
Organism: Pteropus alecto (black flying fox)
Lineage: Eukaryota; Metazoa; Chordata; Mammalia; Chiroptera; Pteropodidae
Gene: FMO5
Product: flavin containing monooxygenase 5
Exons: 9
Coding region: 419-2029 (536 amino acids)
Molecular function (GO): flavin adenine dinucleotide binding; NADP binding; N,N-dimethylaniline monooxygenase activity
Source: RefSeq, a predicted model, not a curated record